AUGUUUCAGCCCAAUGACAGUUUUGAGUUGACGGUACGCCCAUUGGAUGGUGACGAUCCAUGGAUGGACCUUUUCUGGAUGUACAGCACGCAGAACGAGUCCUGGGUAGGAGGCACGGGAGGGGAUGGAACCAAGUAUAAAUACACUUAUCCACGCAUCACUGAAACGUGUGCAGCUGAUCUACUGGGACACAUUUUCUGGGUUCCCUGUAACCCGAAGAAAAUAGUUGAGGUCGAAUACGGUCCAAACUGGUACAUCGAUCAUCCGUCGAGUAAUUUCUCAUGGCACAGCUCGCAUUUCAACGUGCAAACGAAUGGUAAAUGGUCAAAAUCUGAAAUGGCUGAGAUUUACAAGAGAUACGAUAGGUGA
Cooperia oncophora is the source of this 369-nucleotide messenger RNA. The record is from the annotation of a GenBank genome assembly. NCBI's taxonomy places the organism in Eukaryota, Metazoa, Nematoda, Chromadorea, Rhabditida, Trichostrongylidae.